Molecule: messenger RNA, 336 nt
Organism: Dibothriocephalus latus
Lineage: Eukaryota; Metazoa; Platyhelminthes; Cestoda; Diphyllobothriidea; Diphyllobothriidae
Source: the annotation of a GenBank genome assembly
AUGAUCACCGAACUGAUUAAAGAUUAUGACCAACUGGUGUCGGGCUGCUUCACGCAGAACAGGCAGCUUGAUGAAGAGGUGAAGCGAACAUCCGCAAAGGUGGCCCUCCUGGCGGUUUCCGAGAAGAACCAGGCUCUGGAACGUGUGCAGUCCCUUGAACGGCAAUUGCAUGCAAAUUCUCGAGUUCUGAAGCUUGAAGCUCAGUUGCAAGAGAAAGUGAACGAAAGACAGCAGGCCUCCUCUCCAGACAAUCAACUUUCCACGCAAAUGGCUGGUUUGCAGCUCAAUCCGGCUGAAGGCGACCGGUCUCAAGAGGUAUCGGGCCAAUCUGCAUAA